Messenger RNA from Teleopsis dalmanni, 1167 nucleotides. RefSeq names its product bifunctional protein GlmU-like. Lineage: Eukaryota; Metazoa; Arthropoda; Insecta; Diptera; Diopsidae. Gene Ontology annotation, molecular function: magnesium ion binding; glucosamine-1-phosphate N-acetyltransferase activity; UDP-N-acetylglucosamine diphosphorylase activity. Bases 1 to 1167 code for a protein of 388 amino acids. Gene Ontology annotation, biological process: UDP-N-acetylglucosamine biosynthetic process; peptidoglycan biosynthetic process; cell morphogenesis. The record is from RefSeq and is a predicted model, not a curated record. The transcript has a single exon. Gene Ontology annotation, cellular component: cytoplasm.
AUGGCCGAUGUCGCUGCAGCUGCAGGACCUGAUGCCAUGAUUGUGGUGCAGGAAGAACGGCUGGGAACCGGCCAUGCGGCGUUGCAGGCCGCCUCUCUGUUUGGGGAUGGUGAUGUUGCCAUUCUCUAUGCUGACAAUCCUCUGAUCCGCCCUGAAACCUUGCGGCGUCUUCUGCACACAAAACAGAACGGCGACACGGGGCUGGCGCUGCUUGCAAUGCGUCCUGCUGAUCCCGGACGUUAUGGCCGGGUUGUCAUGCAGGACAAUAUGGUCGAACGCAUUGUCGAAUGGGCGGAUGCAACGGCGGAAGAGCGUGAGAUCGGGCUGUGUAAUGCUGGUGUGAUCUGUGCCGGUGCUACCGAUCUGGGGCGUUGGCUUCAUGCGGUUCGCAAUGACAACGCCAAGGGUGAAUAUUAUCUGACGGACGUUAUUGGUCUGGCACGUGCGGAUGGUCAGUCUGUGCAGGCUGUUGAAGCGCCAGAGGACGAACUGCGCGGUGUGAACUCAAAAUCCGAACUGGCGGAUGCCGAGGCUGUUGUGCAGGAUCGUUUGCGUCGCGCUGCGAUGGAUGCCGGAGUGACACUGACGGCACCGGAAACUGUCUUCCUCUCCGGAGAUACUGUGAUUGAAGCCGAUGUGACGAUCGAGCCCCAUGUCGUCUUCGGAGCAGGUGUGAUCGUGCGUUCCGGGGCUGUGAUCCGUUCCUUCAGUCAUCUUGAAGGCUGCGAAGUUGGACCCGAGGGCAGGAUCGGCCCUUAUGCCCGUCUGCGUCCGGGUACCAGGCUUGGACGGGAUGUCCAUAUUGGCAACUUCGUGGAGCUGAAAGCCACACAGAUGGAGGAUGGUGCGAAAGCAGGACAUCUGACCUAUCUGGGGGAUGCAUCCAUCGGCGCACGGACGAAUAUCGGUGCAGGGACCAUCACCUGCAAUUAUGAUGGUUUUUUCAAACAUCGCACCAUCAUCGGAAGCGAUGCCUUCAUAGGCUCGGAUUCGAUAAUCGUUGCUCCGGUCAGGAUCGGUGAUGGAGCCCUGACAGCCGCGUCCAGUGUCAUUACCAAUGACGUGCCAGCGGGAGACCUUGCUAUCGCACGCGCUGUGCAGACAAACAAAACAGGCCUUGCAGUUACGUUGCGAGAGCGCCUGAAGCAGAAAAAGGAUGCCAACUGA